Erpetoichthys calabaricus (reedfish) is the source of this 2405-nucleotide messenger RNA. RefSeq names its product cytoskeleton-associated protein 2. The transcript is spliced from 8 exons. Gene Ontology annotation, cellular component: microtubule cytoskeleton. The coding region runs from base 72 to 1772 and encodes 566 amino acids. Gene Ontology annotation, biological process: negative regulation of microtubule depolymerization. The record is from RefSeq and is a predicted model, not a curated record. Lineage: Eukaryota; Metazoa; Chordata; Cladistia; Polypteriformes; Polypteridae.
AGAGCGAGGCGGGUAGGGACAGUUGUGAGUGUGCACGCAUUGGUUGAUACAUCGUACAAAACGGCACGAAAAUGAGCGUUUCACUCAGUAACGGUGUUUUGAAGUCGGUGAAAAGAUCGGACGAAGCUUUUAGAGAGCAACGGCGGAAAAGAAUGGAGGAGUUACUUGCCAAAAGAAAGAAGACAUUCGUAACAAUUCAAAAAAAGGUGGAUGCAAGGUAUAAGGAAAAUCUCUAUAAAGAACCUAUAGAGCAUAAACCAAAUAUGGUCAAUAAAGAAAAUAAUAUACCAGAAGCUACAAAAAAGAAAGCCCUUAUGAUGGAAAAUCCACAAAAUCAGCAGUUUGAUAAUGGAAGUUGCAGGAACAGUGGUGACAAGGCAAAUACUGUCCUUUCCAAGGCUGAGAAGAAAGAACAAGGAGACUCAAAAGAAACUGAAAAAACAACGGAUCUUGAAGUAAGACAACCUACAACCUUGACCCAGUCAUUUCUCGUUCAAAGAAAUAGCCAACAGAAACUACUAACUGCUGAAAAAAGUUUGAAUGCUGUGCAGUCUGAACCAAAUUCUUCCAAGUUUAUUCUUGGUUCCUACCGAGGCAAAAUAGUUCAAUCUAAGAUAAGUACUUUUCGGGCACCCAAAACCAGUAAUGAAAGAAGCGUGAAAUCUGAGGGUCCAGUUACUGGAAGGCCAGAGGCCGUAAAAGCACCCUUGGUAAAAAGCAAGACUAACGUCAAUAAACCAGACUUCAUAAUAAAUAAAAAGAAGGUGACAACCACUAGGUCAAAAGAGAUGGAACCACAAAUGACAAAUUUUGGGACAAAGCGUUCUGCUGAAAAUGGCACAGUAGGCAGUCGUCCUAUGCCCUUAGCCAAAGGGAAUGAAAGACCAGCUGUUCGACCAAAGGUUGGGGCAAAAGUGAAGGCACUUCCAAUAAAAGACACAAAAAACAUUGGUGAACCUCCAAAGUCACAAGAAGCUGGCGGUAAUAUCAAGAGUCGGUAUGCUAUUAGAAAUGAGACUGCAGAAGAACGAAGAGCAAAACUUGCUGAAUGGCUAGCAUCUAAAGGAAAAACGUUAAAAAGACCGUCCAUGGCAGGAUCUGUGCCCUCCACCAUUAAAAAGAACCCCAAAGACGUACCUCCUGCAACACCUUUGAAUGAUCAUGUUGUUGAAGAAGAAGAAGAACCAGAGCACAGUUCUAAUGAGAACAAGACAGCAGAGCACAUUGAAGAACUUUGUUCUGCAUUAUCAAACCUGUUGCCACCUUCCAAAUCUGAAGAUGAACUAGUAGUACAACCUGAAAUCAUGAGGCCUGACUUUGAAUUGGCACAACCAAUUUCAAAUAAAACCGAGGAGCAAGUGGUUCAAGCUGAUAACAGUGAUGUGAAAAAGGAAGAAGAAGAAGAGGAGGAGGAUGAUUUCGAAAAUAAAAGUGAGUUUGAAACGCCUGAUAAAAUGGAAGAGAACGUAACAGAGGAGGGGUCGUUGAUCAAGUAUAAUGUGAAGACUACUCCUUAUUUACAAAGUAUGAAGCAGAUGAUGAACAUAGACAGCAACAAAGGUGCUAUUAAAGAUCUGAAGUUUUUAACUCCUGUUCGGCGCUCCAAGCGAAUUAUGCACAUGUCUAAUCAGUUGCCUGAGAUGCUAAUGGAUCAUGAUCCCUGCAUUGCAUCACUACCAGAACUGGUCAGCUUAGGUGGUGAUGCCAAUGCAUUUAUUUUCAGACAAAAUACACACCUUCAAGAAGCUGCAGGUCUACAAGAAAGUGUUUAAAAGUAGUUAACAGCACAAAUUAUAAACACAAAAAGUGAAGAAUCUAUGCAAUACUGUAUAAUAUUUAAACGUCUAGUUCACAGUGCUUAUGCUAACAUUUUUUUAUUUGUACAUUAGAAUACACUGUGUGCAAAUUUAGUUGAAUAGUACUUUUCAGGUCUUAUGUAUGUCUAACCAUAAUGUGAGCAAUUCCACAUCGUUUUAAUCACAUUUAACAAUAAUCCUUGCGGGAAGUCUAUGAAAGUAAACACUAUAGCUGCGUAAUGUACAAAAAGCAUCUUUGGUGUAUUCAAAUACAUAAUUUUAGUUUAUUGCGACAACUCACAUUUUUAUCAAAGACAACCAGGAAUUAAAAAAAUAAUAAUAAUAAUAAUUAUCAGGAAAAAUAAUGGGUUUUAAUAUAUUUACAUAAGAUUUUAACUAUGCUAUUGUGUUUUAGGAAAUAAAAUGUAAACCAUGACAAACAGGAAAUAUGCAUAAACUGGCAGAUUGAUGUGUAAUGUGGGAACAUGUUGCAGAGAUGGCACGUUAGUUGUAGCUGUUCUAUGUUUGAAUUAAAAAUUUGGGCAGUUAUAAUUCAUUCUUACGGUGACCACCACUUGUAUAUGAUAAGCACAGAUUUUUAAUUUAUAA